AUGAAGGUCUUCGCUAUCCUCACUGUUCUUGCCUCCACCGCUGUGUCGGUUCUGGCCGCUCCCUCCGUCGAUGCUGGCCUCGAGGCCCGUGGUGACAGUGGUUGCACCGCUUUCUCCGACCCCGACUGUGGUGUCUCCGGAACUUUCUGCGAGUGUGCCAACGGAUGGUUCUACGAAUACAACACCGACGAGGGUGGCUGCAACCCUCCUUGGGGCAUCAUCUCCACCUCCGAGUCCGGACUCCCUGGCUACUGGUGCUAG
Messenger RNA from Aspergillus heteromorphus CBS 117.55, 261 nucleotides. RefSeq lists its product as uncharacterized. Bases 1 to 261 code for a protein of 86 amino acids. The transcript is spliced from 3 exons. Lineage: Eukaryota; Fungi; Ascomycota; Eurotiomycetes; Eurotiales; Aspergillaceae. The record is from RefSeq and is a predicted model, not a curated record.